AGGAAAGCAUUUCGAUAGCGGCCUGACAUGCCCGUGCCCGUGUCUUAUGGAUGGAUGGGGCGGCGGCCACGGCCAGGUCAGGUCGCACUAUUGUCUAUGUGCAGGACUCUCUCCGAGCUGAAUGCCCAGCUGGGCCAGCAUCCGUCCAUGCUGCCCAAUGAUUUCGAUAUCGAUGUGGCUGGCAAUCUUGUCCUGAGCUUAAACGGCGGCGAGGUGAUGUACGACUUUGAAGACCAACAGUCCAUAUCGGCAACACGAUCCCCAACCUCCCACUCGGCGCCCGGAAGUCCGAACAAGUCCGCGGGCGUGGAGCAACGUCCCCAAAGCCAGAACUCCAAGACGUGAGACGUGAACCUGCAUGAGAUGG
Messenger RNA from Drosophila pseudoobscura, 367 nucleotides. Its product is annotated as patj homolog. The record is from RefSeq and is a predicted model, not a curated record. The transcript has a single exon. Lineage: Eukaryota; Metazoa; Arthropoda; Insecta; Diptera; Drosophilidae. Bases 28 to 345 code for a protein of 105 amino acids.